Cebus imitator (Panamanian white-faced capuchin) is the source of this 2389-nucleotide messenger RNA. RefSeq names its product adenosine deaminase RNA specific B2 (inactive). Gene Ontology annotation, cellular component: nucleolus; cytoplasm. The record is from RefSeq and is a predicted model, not a curated record. The transcript is spliced from 3 exons. NCBI's taxonomy places the organism in Eukaryota, Metazoa, Chordata, Mammalia, Primates, Cebidae. Gene Ontology annotation, molecular function: tRNA-specific adenosine deaminase activity; double-stranded RNA adenosine deaminase activity; double-stranded RNA binding. The coding region runs from base 296 to 721 and encodes 141 amino acids. Gene Ontology annotation, biological process: RNA processing; adenosine to inosine editing.
GCGAGGCCCCCCAGGUCCACACGAUGGGAAGCAUGACAGGUCCUCAAGACCAGGCCGCAGAGGGGCAGAAAGGACCCAGCUCCCUGGGCUCCGGGUGGGCCCCGCUGACCUCUGGCUCUCCCCACAGCUGGAAUUGUCCUGGGCUCCAGGGUGGGCCCCACUAACCACUGGCUCUCCCCACAGGUGGAACGUCCUGGGGCUGCAGGGUGCGCUCCUGUCCCACUUCGUGGAGCCUGUAUACCUGCAGAGCAUCGUGGUGGGCAGCCUGCACCACACGGGCCACCUGGCACGCGUCAUGAGCCACCGCAUGGAGGACGUCGGCCAGCUGCCCACCCCCUACCGGCACAACCGGCCUCUCCUCAGUGGCGUGAGCGAUGCCGAGGCGCGCCAGCCAGGGAAGUCGCCCCCCUUCAGUGUGAACUGGGUGACGGGCAGCACAGACCUGGAGAUGAUCAACGCCACCACCGGGCGGAGGAGCUGUGGGGGCCCAUCCCGGCUCUGCAAGCACGUGUUCUCUGUGCGAUGGGCGAGGCUGUACAGCAGGCUGAGCACACGGACACCCAGCCCCGGAGACACGCCGUCCAUGUACUGUGAGGCCAAGCUAGGGGCGCACACCUACCAGGCCGUGAAACAGCAGCUGUUCCGGGCCUUUCAGAAGGCCGGCCUGGGCACCUGGGUGCAGAAGCCUCCGGAGCAGCAGCAGUUUCUACUGACUCUCUAGGCUGUGGGCUCCCGGCCGUGGAGCUGAGCCAGACGCUGGAGGGAUGGGCCGUGUCUGCGGGGCAACGUGGCAGGUCGGCCGGUUCCCUGCAUUCUUUUUUUUUUUGGUGUUCCAGAAACACACGAGUGUGCAAUGUGUGGAGGAGCAAUGAGACUGGAAUUCAGAGCACGCCUCUUCCCAGAUAGCUGGCCCCAGACCCAGGGACACACGCGCUGUGGAGUUGGCGCCGGCUCUCCUGUGGCAUCCGAGGGAGGGGCUCCAUUCAGGUGAAGGGGGCUCAGCUGCAGCCUUGGAAGGAGGCACCAGCGUGUGUCAGGCGGGAGUGAGCCUCGGCCUGUCCCUGCACCCCAGCCCUGUGUGCGCCUCUCAGCCAUCUUCAGGUCUCACUAGCACAGGUUUAUGGGGCACAUGAAGAUAAAGCCACAAACAGAGAGAAAAGCCAUGCCCACCCCGCCUCAGAGAAACCAAGAAGAAUCCUCAAUUAUUUUCAUUAUUCAUUUCAGUUUUUUUACUCCACCUCCUUUCAAAAAAGACUUAAGAUGCACAUCAUUAAAGAACACCUAGCACAGAACCUGAGAAAUGAAAGCCAUUCCCGCAAAGAGUAGGAACAGCUCCCAAAGCGCUCACAAGCCAGCGUGAAGACCUGCGAUGUGCGGAGCCCUCUAACGCCUCCCACUGCGCCCCGCAGAGCCGCCCAUGCCUGUUCAGCCCAUCAGCCUGUGGUUUAUUUUGGCAGAUACGGAGCACCACUGAGGCUCAGCUGUGUGAGGGUUAGCUAUCACCCUGUAACCUCCCUACCAGGUAAUAAGGAGACUUGCUAACUAAAUUUUUAUUAAAAAGCAAGCACAAAAUAAAAUUCAAAACAACCUUUACCUUCAGCUUGAGAGGCUACAGCUCUGCUCUUUCAGAUUCUCCAAUCAGCACCUUGCAGGACAAGACCCCCAAAAAGUUCAGCUGUCAAAAAAUGUAAGAGGCAGGGUUCUGUCACCCUGGAGCAGGCAUCCAACCCCAGAGAACCUUCAGCUCACAGUGGAGAUGGGACACUGGGGCUUUGGCCCACAGCGUCAUCACUGAGUUAAGACGGUGUAUUCAUACAGGAGUCUGGCUCUUUUCCAAGUAUCUUUAGGCAUCUGUGUGCCUCAGUUGCUGUAAUCUCACCACCGAGAACUCAUUUCUAACAUUCAUCCUGCUAUGUAGCCAGUCUGUCAUUUCUCCAAUUUAAAGAAAAAAAAAUCCAUCUCUGAAGUUCAUUGUGGUGAAGCUAGCUGGCAAAGCAUGGCAGUGUCCGCCUCUGGGGUGUGGCCUUCCCGGAAAGAAUCCCGGCUGACCACCCCCAGAAAGUGCAGGAAUAACAACGUGCUGUACAUACCCAAGCACUAACAGUUACCGUUAUCAUAGUGAGAAGGCAGAAAUGGAACAAACUGAGUUGUAGCUAUUUGUUACAAGAUAAUAAGAAUUAGAGAUAUUAGUAUGGAAAUAGAAACUUUUCCUGAGAUUUAAAAUAUGGCCAAAUUUGUCUUACAAGUUCUUUUAGAAAAGAAAAUGGGCACUGGAGUAGACAACUGCUCCAAGAGAAAGUUUCAAAGGAUAUGAGAACAUUUUUGCAAACAAAGAACUCAUAUUACUCUUUUACAAAAAUCGCAAAAAUAAAUGAAAUCUUAAUUCAGU